AUGACUGCGCCUACUGGCACCCCCAUCAUCAUUUCCCCCUCUACUGAUGCCCCGGUGUCGGCGGGGACACCGGCUAUCGACGCCCCGGGCUCGGGCCCAACCGCUGGUGGUGAUACCACCACGGCUUCUCCUUCCUCGGCGGGGGAUGGAGCUAGAGAGAUCACCGCUGACGACGACGCGGCCGGCGGGGAUGAUGAAGCGACCGACGACGGUGAUGCGGAGGUAGCGAAUGCGGCGGUGGGGAAGUUCCCCGGCAAGUGGCACGUCGCGAGCGGGCUUCUCGUGGCGUUUGGCGCGUCAGUGGUCGCCUCAUGCACGGGGCUUACCUUCUUCGUGGCAGCCUGAUUCGUUGGUUCUCGUCAUGACUGAUUAACAGGACACAGCUCGCAUGGACAAGAGGGCCGACCUCCUGCCGACCAUCCCUAGCGGGAGACGUAUUGUAGCUCAACAAAAUGACGAUAAUAUUUCCCGAUGCCCGCCUAAAGAGUGUUUUAUGUUGUUCAGAGUACUUUGGUCUGACGUCAACCACCGGCAACGCGUUAUAAUGCCCGGAUGGUUCGUGCUCAUGUACUAGGCAGCAGCCAAGCUCAAUGUACCCCGUCUGUGUUCACCGACUGUACAUAGCACAAGCUUGUAGCAUAUGAUAGGUUGUGAGCGAAAGUAGAGAAGGCAUCGUUGCACGGUACCAGCCAGCAGCGUAGUACUUAACGCGAGUGUGAUGUGGUAGAUAGAGGACAGGCCCGAUGCUGUGUGACAGAUAUCACGGCAGCGUCGCCUAAUUGUGUGGUUAUUGGCAGUCCCCGAUACAGGUGGUCGAGCUUUGGGGGGGUGCAGAACAUUUGGUGCCACUAUCUCGAGCGGUUGGUCGUGAGUUCCCCCAGCACGAGCACAGCUGUUUGGAGAAUUUUUGACGUCGCUCAAGCCAAUCGACGGUGGUAUUUGGCGAGUUGGGGUGUAGAAAGGAACAGGCACGCCGGAAGGGCGUAUCGCAACAGCGACGAGCCGGCGACGAGGGCUAUACCCCGCUUCACGGGCCCAUUUCGAAGGGGUGGGAUUUCUUUCGCCCAUUACUUUCAAUGAAUGGGUGAUGUAAAGCAUAGUGAUCCAGU
Ectocarpus siliculosus is the source of this 1109-nucleotide messenger RNA. Lineage: Eukaryota; Phaeophyceae; Ectocarpales; Ectocarpaceae. The record is from the annotation of a GenBank genome assembly.